AUGUCAUUACUUCAAGAAUCAUUCAAAAUUUUGAAUGAUCAUCAAAGUAUCCGCUUCUUCAACAUUAUCCUUGGUGCUUCGCAAGUUUUCGGCAUAUGUGCGAUUUUUCUCGUCACACUAUGGAUGGCUGGUUUUGAUGAUGAAUUUGCAACUGGCCUUCAAUUUCACUAUCAUCCAACAUUCAUGGUAAUGGGAAUGAUUUUUUUAGCUGGCAAUGGAAUAUUGGUUUAUAGAGUGUUUCGCCAUGAACGAAAACGUUUCUCCAAGUUGCUUCAUUUAACAUUACACACAGUGGCACUUGUUUUUGCUACGAUUGCACUGAAAGCAGUAUUCGAUUCACAUAAUAAUCAUACAAAUGAUAAAGGUGAACUGGAUCCAUUACCAAAUUUGUAUUCGUUGCAUUCGUGGAUUGGACUGACUUCUGUCAUCGCUUUCUUCUUGCAGUACUUUGUUGGUUUCGCAACAUUCUUCUUCCCUGGAUGGAACAUCACGAUGCGUCAAUUUAUACUUCCAUAUCAUCAGGCAUUCGGUCUUAUCUUGCUCUGCUUCCUUGGAAUUACAGGAGUAAUGGGUAUCACUGAACAAGCAGCAUGGCAUCACAAAUGUUGGACUGUUGAUCAUGUAAUGUGCGGUCAACAAUUCCUCAGUAUUUUUCUUGGUAUUUUCAUUCUGAUGUUUGUUAUGUGCAUCGUAAUAAUCAUUCUGAAUCCUCGAUGGCAUCGUCAACCAUUACCCGAAGAAGGAUCAUUACAUCGUCUAACAAAUAUCGAUUAA
Molecule: messenger RNA, 774 nt
Organism: Cercopithifilaria johnstoni
Lineage: Eukaryota; Metazoa; Nematoda; Chromadorea; Rhabditida; Onchocercidae
Source: the annotation of a GenBank genome assembly